AUGGCAAGGAUACUCCAAGGAAACCUGCACAGAAGUAGGCUCGCACAUGAUCUGCUAACCCAACAUGUGAGGGAGCAGAAAGUGGAUGUCCUAUUGAUCAGCGAACAAUACAGGAACCUAGACCCACCCUUUUGGGUGUCAAAUAUCGAAAAAACCGCAGCCAUUUGGGUGCCCAGGCGCGGGUUGGUGAAUACGGGUACGGGAGAAGACUACGUAAGGGGGGUGGGGGGCAUACAAGGGUCGCAUACAAGGAAACUAGGGGUAUUGGAGGACGUUAUUAGAGAGGUCCCCGGGGAAAUCGUGAUCGGGGGCGACUUCAACGCGAGGGCCACAGAAUGGGGCAUGCCGACGACGAACCCAAGAGACAGAGCCAUCCUCGAGAUGGCAGCCAGGCUGAACUUGAUAGUAGCGAACGAGGGUAAUACCAGUACCUACCGUAGAACAGGCUUUGGGGAAUCAAUACCGGAUGUAACCUUCGCAAGCGAAAUGACGACCCGCAUCAUAAGGGACUGGCACGUCACGGAAGAAUAUACAGCUAGCGACCACCAGUAUAUGCUAUUCAAUAUCAACGAAGACCAUCAGACCAGUACAAGGAGAAAUCACAGUCGAGCGCCAAGAUGGAACACCCGACGCAUGAACCGAGAGACACUCGCGGUGUUAAUUCAAAGCGCGAUCCUCUCAUCCAACGGGAUCCCGCACGAAUUAGGCGGACGCGAAAGAGCAGAGACAAUAGUAGAGUAA
Messenger RNA from Nasonia vitripennis (jewel wasp), 741 nucleotides. RefSeq lists its product as uncharacterized. The record is from RefSeq and is a predicted model, not a curated record. Lineage: Eukaryota; Metazoa; Arthropoda; Insecta; Hymenoptera; Pteromalidae. Gene Ontology annotation, molecular function: catalytic activity. The transcript has a single exon. Bases 1 to 741 code for a protein of 246 amino acids.